Molecule: messenger RNA, 3480 nt
Organism: Closterium sp. Yama58-4
Lineage: Eukaryota; Viridiplantae; Streptophyta; Zygnematophyceae; Desmidiales; Closteriaceae
Source: the annotation of a GenBank genome assembly
AUGGCCACUCCCUCUAUUCUCACCUUUGACGCUGAGGGCCGCCCGAUUAAGUUUGAGGUUUGGUUAGAUGACCUCCACCUGUUCCUCCAGAUCACUGCCAAGGACGAUGUCUCCCUGUAUGACCACACGUCAGGCGCCGCUCCCGCACCUCCCGCUACUGCUGACAGUACUGCUCGCUCCCAGUGGCAGACCCGUGAUGCUCACGCUCGCCUAGCCGUUCGCAGCCACCUGCCGUUAGAUGAGCGCGAGCACUUCGGCCAGCAUAAGACCGCUAAAGAACUGUACGACGCCGUAGUCGCGCGCUACUCCUCCCCUGCCACUGCUGCUAUAGGCCGUCUCUCACUGCCCUACCUCUUUCCCGACCUGUCCGCCUUUGCCACUGUAGCUGACCUCAUCACCCACCUCCGUACCAGUGACCUCCGCUACCGUGCCGCGCUCCCCCCCGAUUUCCUCGCCAAGAACCCCCCCCCCCCCGAUUUUCUCGCUCUCUCCCCCACUGACCUCACUGUCGACCUCCUCGAGAAGGAAAUCCUAGCAGCUGAGAAGAGCAUUGUAGCUGUAGGUGCCUCUCAUGGUGACCCCCGCACCCCCUUCUUUGAGGGGUGCUCCCCCUCCCCCCUCCUCCCCUCCAUUGCAUCUGCUGCUGCUGUCGACUACCUCGGAGCUGAGGGAAUCGGGGCCGCGUCUACUCCUAGUGGGAGGCGCAAGUGCGGCAGGGGCAAGGGGGGCAGGGGUGGUGGAGGUGGAGGCGGGGGCGGCGGCGGUGGAGGGGGUGGGGGGGGCGGGGGUGGUGGCGGAAGUGGGAGUGGCGCGGGUGGUGGGGGGGUCAGUGGCAGCACAGGGGGUGGUGGCGGCGGCGGCGGCGGUGGGGGUGGUGGGGGCGGUGGUGGCAGUGGUGGUGGCGGUGGAGCGGGUGGCGGGCGUGGUGGAGCGGUGCAGUGUGGGGGAUUCGGCGGUGGCCAGAGGCAGCAGCAGCAGCGUCCCGGCGAGACUCCCUCGCCCCAGCAGCUCCGUGAGUGGUACUCUCAGCGUGGGGGGUCUGGAGGUGAGGGUACCUGCCCGUACGUCAUCCGUACAGGUGACCGCGCUGGCCAGACUUGUGGGAGGUUUCACACGGCGCAGCGCUGUUUCUUUCGCCUCGACGACGCCUGGCGCGAGCAGUUCCCUGACGCCUCUGAGCUGCCUCCCUGGUCUGAUCUGCUUAGGAAGGGGAUUGAUGUCUUUGCUCUUGAUUAUGAUGCUAUCCUUGCUGCCAUGUAUGCAUUGACUAUUAGUGCUGAGGGUGACUGUUACCUGAGUGUACCGCCCGACCCAGGUAUUGGGCCUGGUGAGACUGCUGCUCUAGGUACUAGUGCGUCUACUACCCUUGGUACUGGUAAGGCUGCUGCGCUAGGUGCUCGUGCGUCUGCGUCUGCUGGUACUGGGUCUACUGCGGCACUGCACACCUUCACACUGGACUCAGGUGCUUCCCGCUGUUUCUUUCGUGACCGCACUGUCCUUGAGCCGCUAGCUCGGCCUGUUGCUGUCUCCCUUGCUGACCCCUCUGGGGGCCCGGUCCUUGCGACCUCCUCCACUGUCCUCCCUUGUCCUGCGGCCCCGUCUGGCACUCUGUCGGGUCUCUACCUCCCCUCGUUCUCUACGAACUUGGUGGCGGGCUCUGCUCUCCAGGAUGGGGGUGUUCACCAGUUCACCCCUGCCUAUGAGCGGGUGACCCACUGUACGUGUGCUCGGACGGGUCGCCACCUAGCUACCUUCACUCGGCAGCCGGGGUCCGACCUGUACACACUGACCACUGAGUCCCCUCAGGUAGCUGCGUCUGCGUCUGCGUCAGGUCAGCUGUCGGCUCCCUGCUCGUGUCGCUCCCUGUCGCACCAGACCGUCCUCUGGCACCACCGCCUUGGUCACCCCUCCGUGCAGCGCCUUCGUGGCAUGCACUCCCGGUACCUUGUCUCUGGUCUUCCCAGAGUUCUCCCUCCCCUCCCACCCUCGCCUGCUCCUCCCUGUCUUCCCUGUGUCGAGGGGCGGCAGCGCGCCACCCCUCACUCCUCCUCGUUCCCUCCCACAGAGGCUCCCCUGCAGACUCUUCACCUGGACCUCCGCCAGCGGUUCCAGUCGGACUUUCCUGUCCUGCGUCUGCACUCUGACAGGGGUGGUGAGUUUUCCUCCGCCCUCCUGGCCGCCUACUGUGCGGAGCACGGCAUCCGCCUGAUUUUUACGCUUCCGGCCUCCCCACAGCAGAAUGGGGUUGUUGAGCGCCGCAUUGGUUUAGUCAUGGAGGUCGCUCGUACCUCCAUGAUCCAUGCGGCUGCCCCCCAUUUCCUGUGGCCGUUUGCAGUGCGGUACGCUGCGCAUCAGCUCAACCUUUGGCCCCGUGUCUCUGCUCCGGAGACCUCGCCCACACUGCAUUGGACGGGGGAGGUUGGCGAUGCGUCGGUGUUCCGUGUCUGGGGAUGUCGAGCCCUUGUUCGCGAUACGUCCGCGGACAAGCUCUCCUCCCGUGCCGUUCCCUGUGUCUUCCUUGGCUUUGUCCCUGACGCGCCUGGCUGGCAGUUUUACCACCCCACCUCGCGCCGUGUCUUCGCCUCUCAGGACGUCACUUUUGACGAGUCGGUACCCUUUUACCGUCUGUUCCCCUACCGCACUGCGCCGCUUCCCCCCCCGCCGCUCUUCCUCACCCCAGGUGUCCCUUCGGUAGACCCCCUUCCUCCCCAGGGUCCUGCUCCCUCAGGUGUUUCCCAGGUAGACCCGGUCGAGCCUGUCGAGGUAGCUGUUGACUCUGGUCCUGCGAGGGGUGCUGCGACUGGGGGUGCUGAGCCUGGGGGUGAGGAGCCUGGCGGUGCUGAGCCUGGGGGUGCUGAGCCUGGGGGUGCUGAGCCUGGAGGUGCUGAGCCUGGGGGUGCUGGGUCUGGGGGUGCUGAGCCUGGGGGUGCUGAGCCUGGGGGUGCUGAGCCUGGGGGUGUUGAGCCUGGGGGUGCUGAGCCUUGGGGUGCUGAGCCUGGGGGUGCUGAGCCUUGGGGUGCUGAGCCUGGAGGUGCUGGCUCAGGUGGUGCUGGAGCUGGAGGUUCUGGAGCUGCUGGAGCUACCACUGGAGCUGGAGGUUCUGGAGCUGCUACGAGUGCUGGCGCUGAGGGUUCAGAGUCUGCUGUUGCGCGGUCUCCUUGGAGUAGCCGCCUUCGUACGCGUGUGCCUCUCACCUCCCAGCAGCUGCGCGACUGGUACGGUCGCCGUCAGCGUCGCGCUCCUGUAGCUCGGGACUCUGCUCCUGGCGGUGCUUCCACUGACGUCACUGGAGCUGAGAGUGGUGCUGGUUCGUUGUCUCCUGGAGGUGCCCACGUUGCUAGCUGGUCCCGGAGGGUGCUCCCACUGGGGACACUGCGACUGGGGGUGCUGGUUCUGGAGGCGCUGCUGCUGGUGGAGACUGUCCUGGAGGAGUUGCCGCUGGGGGUGGUGGAGCUACUGGAGGUACAGGAGCUUCUGUAG